AUGAUCGGAGACCCACAAGAACUUGUAUUCAUAUCUGAUCGACAUGUAAGUAUCACCAAUGCAACAAGUGAGAUAUUCCCGGACGCAUUCCAUGCUAUAUGCACUUAUCACCUAGGGAACAACAUAAAGUCUCGAUUCAAGAAUGCUGCAUUUUACAAAUUGUAUCAGGAUGCAGCGUAUGCGUAUCGGAAGUCACAGUUCACGUACUACUGGAACCAGAUACUAUCGAUUAGAUCUGGUUCACUUGCCAAAUACUUACAAGAAAUUGGGGUAGAACGGUGGGCCCGAUGCUACCAAGUUGGUAGAAGAUAUGAAAACAUGACGACAAACAGCGCUGUGUCGUUUGAGAAGUCUCGUCGCUACACAGUCAAACCAGUCGACUGGUGCAUGUUUCAUGUUGAGGACGGUGGCUUGAACGAGACGGUUGAUUUGAAUGCCCGUACAUGUACAUGCAUGGAGUUCCAGUACAUGGGCAUUCCAUGUUCGCACGCAAUUGCAGUAGCGAGACACAAGAAUAUAAAUUGCCACACGUUGAUCGAUCCAUGCUACAGUGUGGACUCCCUAAUUGGUGCCUACGCUGAACCAAUCUUACCGGUAGGCCACAUGUCGGAAUGGAAAAGGCCAGCUGAUUACCAGCCUAUUCCCAUCCAACCACCACGACUUGUUAAACGUGCAGGCCGGCGUAGAACGCAACGGAUCGCCUCAACCGGUGAGCGUCGUGUUGUGAACAAGUGUUCUCGAUGCGGUACAUCGGGUCACAAUAGACAGACAUGUACUAACCCAAUUACGCAGGCACGGACAUCUGGAUGCAUAUAUGGGAGGACGGUGUAA
Messenger RNA from Momordica charantia (bitter melon), 831 nucleotides. Lineage: Eukaryota; Viridiplantae; Streptophyta; Magnoliopsida; Cucurbitales; Cucurbitaceae. The record is from RefSeq and is a predicted model, not a curated record.